UUGAAAAGAAACGUCCACGUCAGAAAUUAUAAAAAUGCCAACUUUAUUUCUCGUUCACAUUUGGCACUUCAACACAGGUAUAAAUACCGUCGUGUGUCCUCGAGAAUUUACACACGAAAGUUAGUUAGCAAACCAAGCAGCACACAUGGAGAAACAGAGCAUCACAAACACUUCUUCAACAUUUUCUUGGAUUCGAGGUUCUUACAUCGGAAGAGGAUGUUUCGGAACAGUAAGCAAAGCCGUGAGCAAAAUCGACGGUAGAGUGUUCGCCGUGAAGUCGGUAGACCUCGCCGCGUGUCUUCCUUCUCAAUCCGAGUCCCUCGAUAACGAAAUCGCAAUCCUCCGCUCUCUCAAGCCCCACCCGCACAUCGUGACGUUCCUCGGAGACGACGUGUCUAAAGAAGGGACGACGACGUUUCGGAACCUCCACUUGGAGUAUUUACACGAAGGUGACGUGGCUAACGGUGGAACCAUCGUUAACGAAACGCUCCUCCGCCGUUACGUUUGGUGCCUCGUCUCCGCUCUCCGUCACGUUCACUCUAACGGAAUCGUCCACUGCGACGUGAAAGCGAAGAACGUCCUCGUCGCUGACGGAGGAAGCUCCGUUAAGCUGGCGGACUUCGGAUCGGCGGUCGAGUUGGAGAAACCGACGGUUGCGAUCGCGCCGCGUGGCAGCCCGCUCUGGAUGGCUCCGGAGGUUGUUAGGAGAGAUUAUCAAGGACCGGAGAGUGACGUGUGGUCUCUCGGCUGUACGGUCAUCGAGAUGCUCACCGGAAAGCCAGCGUGGGAAGAUAACGGUUUCGAGUCGCUGAGUCGAAUCGGGUUUUCGAGCGAGUUGCCGUUUAUUCCGGCUGGAGUCUCCGAGCUCGGCCGCGAUUUCUUGGAGAAAUGCUUGAGACGAGAUCGGAGUCAGAGGUGGAGCUGCGAUCAGCUUCUCUAUCAUCCGUUUCUACGUCAAGAUCAGCACUCGUUUUUAACUACCGAGUCGUCUCCGCGUUGCGUAUUGGACUGGGUCAGUUCCGAGUUCGAGGAAGAAGAAGAAGAGAGCGAUCUGUCUAGAGAUACGGUUUCAGCGGUGGCAAGGAUAAGUAAAUUAGCGACGAGGGAAGGGGCAAUUUGGGAAUCAGAUGGUUGGAUUGAGGUUAGAAGCGACGCUUCCGAAGAGUUAGCGGCAAAAUGGGAAUAUCCGGUUUCAGCAAGGGCAGAAUUGCAAUUAAACAUAUCAACGGUGUCUACUGAUGAUUCUGUUUCACCGUCGGGAAGUGAAGAAUCGGCGUCGGUGGUGACGUGUGAUCUUAUGUUGGUGUUGUUAUUGGUGGUAGAGGAUAUUCAAAUAUAUGCCACGUUUUACAUUAAUAUUAUUGUUCGUAUGCUAUGUUGUUGUUGUUGUUAUUAUCAUCAAAGUAAUAAUAAGAAAUUUGCGGAAACAAUCUCUUUCAUUCUCAGCCUUAACUUUUUGUUCGGUAUUGCAUGUGAUUCGGAUCGGUCUAUCUGUCUCGUUUACGUGGUGAGAUGA
This is a messenger RNA of Brassica oleracea var. oleracea, 1516 nucleotides long. Its product is annotated as mitogen-activated protein kinase kinase kinase NPK1-like. Bases 146 to 1516 code for a protein of 456 amino acids. The record is from RefSeq and is a predicted model, not a curated record. NCBI's taxonomy places the organism in Eukaryota, Viridiplantae, Streptophyta, Magnoliopsida, Brassicales, Brassicaceae. Gene Ontology annotation, biological process: protein phosphorylation. Gene Ontology annotation, molecular function: protein kinase activity; ATP binding. The transcript has a single exon.